AGCUGCUCAAGUUUUCAGUGCCAUGGGGGUGACCACCUCCAAAGCGCGGCCCUUGCGCCACCAAGCGGGGGAGGAAGACUACGUGCCUUCAGAGCAGUUCCACCAGGUGGAGUUCGAGCCUGAGUCCUUUGCGCAUGGCAGCGUCCGCGAGGCGUUCAAGGGGCGCAUUUUCUCCAAAGAGUUCGAGGAAAGGCAGAUUGUCGUACCCGAGCCGGGCGGAGGAUGGACGGCCGUGACAUACCAGGGCAGAAAGACGUACCCUUGCGUCGCCAAGAUUUUCCGAGAAGGAGAGCACGCAGAAGAUGCCAGGAAGUGGGAUCAGGACCUUCUGCUUCAGAGCAAGUGCGAGCAACUGGCAGAGACUUUUAACCAGAAGUUCAAGCCAAGCCGCCGCAUCAAGUUCGCCAAGGCCUUGCUGUUUGAGGUUACCCACCGCGGGUCUACCAGCCAGGUGUGUUCUCGCAGUUGGGCUACUGGUACUAUCGCAGGGGUGGCCGUGCGUGGGGCAUUUGCCCUCGCAGCGCCGGAGCUGGCGGCGGUGGCCUGGGUUGCCUCUGGGGCACUGGGGCUGAUCGGCUUCGGUCUGGGCUCCAAGGAGCAGCCAGCCAAAGUCAAGGAAGGCGAGAAGAUCUUGGUGGAGCCUUAUUUGAAUGGCUUCUUCGUGAAAGUGAACAGCAAUUCCGGGAAGUGGAAGGAUUCUGCGGAUGCUCGGGCGGCACAAGCCUUCUCGCACUGGACCUGGGCACACACAGAGGGAAAGCUCUUGGUAUGCGACCUGCAGGGUGUGCUUCAAGAGGACGGCACUUGGCUCCUCACCGACCCUGCAGCACACUCCAGACACGGAGGUAAGGGCCCGACCGACCUGGGAUGUGUAGGGGUGCACGCAUUCUUCCACCACCACAAAUGCAACGACCUCUGCAAAGGCUUAGCCAAGCCUGAUCUACCAAGCUCGCCGCCCAUCAUACCAUCCGUUAGCAGCACAACAUUCUCAUGGCAAAUGGCCGAUGCUUCUCUUUGUGCUCACAAGCAGGAGGGAGGCACGUGCUAUGCCCAUGCCGCUGCCACGGUGGUCAGAGCAGCAGUGGGGCGCAUCAUUGGGCGCACUCCUGAGCACUUUGAUCGUAUGGUGGGCCGCAUCAUCAAGAAGUACGGCAGCGACGGCGGCUGUACGGCUGCAGUGCUGGCAGACGAAUGCCGCGGCUUGAAUCUGAGGCACGAGUUUGUGACUUGCGAGGGCGCAGAGAAGGCGCUGGAGAUGGGGCAUCCGAUUCUGGCAUGCUUUUGGCUCACCAAGAAGAUGUGGAAGGCCUUCUCCAAAUUCUUCCAGGACAGCCCCUUCGGCGUCUUGAUGGCCCUGCCGGCGCCUGGCAAAGAUGUCACCGACGGGCACGCUGUGGUGCUGAUGGGGCAAAAGAAGGACGCUUUCUUCUUGAAGAACUCUUGGGGCCCGGACUUUGCAUCGGAUGGCUUCUUCCGGGUCAGCAAAGGUCUUUUUGACCAACUUGAGACCACGAAGUACCAGCACGUGUACUUCCUGGAGAGCGACUUGACGGCCCAAGACCGAAAAGCCUAUCGCCGAUUUCAGGCACAUGAGCGGCACACUUGAGCAGCUCUAGACACCCCCCGUUACAUG
Effrenium voratum is the source of this 1633-nucleotide messenger RNA. NCBI's taxonomy places the organism in Eukaryota, Dinophyceae, Suessiales, Symbiodiniaceae. The record is from the annotation of a GenBank genome assembly.